Molecule: messenger RNA, 905 nt
Organism: Urocitellus parryii (Arctic ground squirrel)
Lineage: Eukaryota; Metazoa; Chordata; Mammalia; Rodentia; Sciuridae
Gene: Gabarap
Product: GABA type A receptor-associated protein
Source: RefSeq, a predicted model, not a curated record
CUCCGCUGAGUCCGCCCGCGCGUCGCCGCCGUCGCCGCCGCCCCCCCAUCCCGGCCCCCCCUCCCCCGGGUUCCCUCAGCCCAGCUCGGUCCAGCCCGGUUCCCGGGAGGAUGAAGUUCGUGUACAAAGAGGAGCAUCCGUUCGAGAAGCGCCGCUCUGAGGGCGAGAAGAUCCGAAAGAAAUACCCGGACCGGGUCCCGGUGAUAGUAGAAAAAGCUCCUAAAGCUCGGAUAGGAGAUCUGGACAAAAAGAAAUACUUGGUGCCUUCUGAUCUGACAGUUGGUCAGUUCUACUUCUUGAUCCGGAAGCGAAUACAUCUCCGAGCUGAGGAUGCCUUGUUUUUCUUUGUCAACAAUGUCAUUCCACCCACUAGUGCCACUAUGGGUCAGCUAUACCAGGAACACCACGAAGAAGACUUCUUUCUAUACAUUGCCUACAGUGAUGAAAGUGUCUACGGUCUGUGAAGCUGCUGCCCCUGAGGUGGGGGGUCCCAUUCCACAAAGAGAGAGGUGGCACCCUUUUCUUGACCUCCACCUCCUUCAGGCUCAAACACCACCUCCCUUCUUUGGGACCUGCACUUCUUAAUGUUUGAGGCUCCUUCUCCAGCCCCUCUUAGCAGGAGGGGUAAUGGUGGACAUGACCUCUUGUACUUCUCCUUUCUCCCCUUUCCCCACCUUUCUUUGUCCUCCAUCCUGACUCCACUUUAGACUUCUUGAUUGUCAAUCUCUGUCACCUCCAGUGAUUGUUUUGGUUUCUGUUCCUUUCUAACUGCCCAGGGGGCUCAGAACCCCAACAAUCCCUUCCUUUCAUUACCUUCUUUUUGGGGGGUAGAUGGAAGGGCCUGAAAUUGUCGGGGGAAGGUAGGAGGCACAUCAAUAAAGAGGAAACCACCAAGCUGAACUGAA